Molecule: messenger RNA, 4281 nt
Organism: Triplophysa rosa
Lineage: Eukaryota; Metazoa; Chordata; Actinopteri; Cypriniformes; Nemacheilidae
Gene: atp2a2b
Product: ATPase sarcoplasmic/endoplasmic reticulum Ca2+ transporting 2b
Exons: 20
Coding region: 703-3828 (1041 amino acids)
Biological process (GO): calcium ion transmembrane transport; intracellular calcium ion homeostasis
Cellular component (GO): membrane
Molecular function (GO): P-type calcium transporter activity; ATP hydrolysis activity; ATP binding
Source: RefSeq, a predicted model, not a curated record
AUCACAUUUAUUUUCUGCCACCAUCGUUUCUACUUGGACUUGCAGUCCUCUUGGGGAAAGCUCACGCUCUCGAGAAUAACAUUUACAUCUUAGUUGAACCGUCCGUACAUUUUGUGCAAAACAGGCACUCUUGCUCGAUUCUUCCUCUGGAAUGACGUCGACCAAAGCUUCUCGAAAAGGAAGGUCAGCUGAUCCACACUGAAGUGACGAAGAAAAGUCAGCGAAAGGAACGGAAUUUCCGGAGUCCGCGCAGCCAAUGAGCGUAUUCCACAUGCGGCCAGCGAGAGCGGUGCACGCGGAUCAGGAGAGCGGCGGAGCGGAGACAUGCGAUUGGUGCUGAUGGUGCAAGAGCUGCGAACACCGGCAGCAUAACGUUACCGCCGUUCACGGGAUCCAGCCGAAGAUUGUUAGGACGAGAGACUGUUUGGGACUCUAGAAUUAACACUACCGGGAGCGUACGAAGGACUAAAAAAAACUAAGAAAGCGAGUUAAUGAUGUGGGUUGGAUAUGUUUUGUUGAAUUAACUUAGUCAGUUUUUCCCUUUUAAGCGCGUUCAUCGCUUACCGUUAUAUUUAAAGUCACUACAUUUUGAUCAAGUUUUUCGAGGGUCCAAGGUCUUGGGACUUAGGAAAAAAGGCUUGAAAGAAGUCCGAUUGGGAAGGUUGAGAGUCCGAUCGUCACCAGGGUGUUCGUCCGUCCACGAUGGAGAACGCGCACACGAAAACGGUAGAGGAAGUUUACAGUUAUUUCACCGUAAACGAGAGCACCGGACUUGGUCUGGAGCAAGUGAAGCGACAGAAGGAGAAAUGGGGAACGAACGAAUUACCUGCGGAAGAGGGAAAGUCUUUGUGGGAGUUGGUGGUGGAGCAAUUUGAAGAUCUUUUAGUGAGGAUUCUUCUCCUGGCUGCUUGCAUUUCUUUUGUACUGGCUUGGUUUGAAGAGGGAGAGGAGACCAUCACCGCAUUCGUGGAGCCUUUUGUAAUAUUGCUAAUUCUCAUAGCCAACGCUAUUGUAGGUGUUUGGCAGGAGAGAAAUGCUGAAAAUGCCAUUGAGGCCCUCAAGGAGUACGAGCCAGAGAUGGGCAAGGUGUAUCGCCAUGACAGAAAAACCGUGCAGAGGAUCAAAGCCAGGGAUAUCGUACCCGGGGACAUUGUGGAAGUUGCCGUGGGUGACAAAGUUCCUGCUGACAUUCGCUUGACUUCAAUCAAGUCGACAACCCUGAGGGUGGACCAGUCUAUUCUAACAGGAGAAUCUGUGUCAGUGAUCAAGCAUACAGACCCUGUCCCUGACCCUCGUGCUGUGAACCAGGACAAAAAGAACAUGCUCUUCUCUGGAACAAACAUCGCUGCUGGCAAGGCUGUCGGCGUAGUGAUUGCCACUGGAGUGAACACUGAGAUCGGCAAAAUCCGCGACGAGAUGGUAUCCACGGAGCAGGAACGCACGCCGCUGCAGCAGAAACUGGACGAGUUCGGCCAGCAGCUCUCCAAGGUCAUCACGCUCAUCUGCAUCGCCGUGUGGAUCAUCAACAUCGGACACUUCAACGACCCCGUCCACGGCGGCUCGUGGAUACGCGGGGCCGUGUACUAUUUCAAGAUCGCCGUCGCGCUGGCUGUGGCCGCCAUCCCAGAAGGCCUGCCCGCCGUCAUUACCACGUGCCUGGCUCUGGGGACCCGUCGAAUGGCCAAGAAGAACGCCAUCGUGCGAUCUCUGCCCUCUGUGGAGACCCUGGGCUGCACUUCUGUCAUCUGCUCUGAUAAGACCGGAACAUUAACCACCAAUCAGAUGUCUGUCUGCAGGAUGUUUAUUGUAGAUCAAGCCAAUGGAAACAGCUGUUCUUUGAAAGAGUUCACCAUUACUGGAUCUACAUACGCCCCUGAUGGACAAGUGUUUCAUGAGGGUAAACCAGUGAAAUGCUCCCAGUAUGAAGCUCUGGUUGAAAUGGCCUCCAUCUGUGCUUUGUGCAAUGACUCCUCUCUGGAUUACAAUGAGGCCAAAGGUGUGUACGAGAAGGUGGGAGAAGCCACAGAGACCGCCCUCACAUGUCUGGUGGAGAAAAUGAACGUGUUUGACACAGACCUGAAGGGUCUUUCCAAGGUUGAGCGAGCGAACGCAUGCAAUUCUGUCAUCAAGCAGCUGAUGAAGAAGGAAUUCACUCUUGAGUUCUCCAGAGACAGGAAGUCCAUGUCGGUGUACUGCACUCCUAACAAAGCUCGUUCCUCUAUGGGCAAAAUGUUUGUUAAGGGGGCUCCGGAGGGAGUGAUUGACAGAUGCACGCACAUCCGAGUGGGUGGGAACAAAGUUCCCUUGACAGCAGGUAUUAAAGAGAAGAUCCUGUCUGUGAUCCGUGAGUAUGGCUCAGGACGUGACACACUACGUUGUCUGGCUCUGGCCACCCGAGACAAUCCCCUGAGUAAAGAAAGUUUGGUGUUGGAGGACUCUAGCCGAUUCAUUGAGUAUGAGACGGAUCUGACUUUCGUGGGAUGUGUGGGCAUGCUGGACCCCCCCAGAGCUGAGGUAGCAGCUUCCAUCAAACUGUGUCGACAGGCGGGCAUCAGAGUGAUCAUGAUCACCGGUGACAACAAGGGCACAGCCGUCGCCAUCUGCAGACGCAUCGGCAUCUUUGGUGAGGGAGACGACGUAUCGCGCAUGGCAUACACCGGCCGAGAGUUCGACGACCUGUCUCCUGCUGCCCAGGGUGAGGCGGUGCUCACAGCCCGUUGCUUCGCCCGAGUCGAACCCUCCCACAAAUCCAAGAUAGUGGAGUUCCUACAGUCGUAUGACGAGAUCACUGCCAUGACUGGAGAUGGUGUGAAUGAUGCACCUGCUCUGAAGAAGGCUGAAAUCGGCAUCGCUAUGGGUUCGGGCACGGCGGUGGCCAAGACGGCCUCUGAGAUGGUGCUUGCCGAUGAUAACUUCUCUACCAUUGUGGCCGCAGUGGAGGAAGGUCGAGCCAUUUACAACAACAUGAAACAGUUCAUCCGCUACCUCAUCUCUUCAAAUGUGGGCGAGGUGGUCUGUAUUUUCUUAACAGCGGCUCUGGGGUUCCCCGAGGCUCUGAUCCCAGUUCAGCUUCUGUGGGUUAAUCUGGUGACUGAUGGUCUGCCUGCUACCGCACUGGGCUUCAACCCACCCGACCUGGACAUCAUGAGCAAACCCCCCCGCAAUGCCAGAGAGCCCCUCAUCUCCGGCUGGCUGUUCUUCAGAUAUCUUGCGAUUGGCUGUUAUGUUGGUGCUGCUACUGUAGGUGCUGCUGCGUGGUGGUUCGUCGCUGCUGAAGAUGGGCCCAGGGUCACAUUCUACCACCUGAGCCACUUCCUCCAGUGCGCUCCAGACAACCCUGAGUUUGAGGGCCUGAAUUGUGAAGUCUUUGAGUCUCCCUAUCCAAUGACAAUGGCUCUGUCUGUACUGGUCACCAUUGAGAUGUGCAACGCCCUCAACAGCGUUUCCGAGAACCAGUCCCUGCUUCGUAUGCCCCCCUGGGAAAACGUGUGGCUACUGGGAGCCAUCUGUCUGUCCAUGUCCCUCCACUUCCUCAUCCUUUAUGUAGAGCCCCUGCCGGUGAUCUUUCAGAUCACCCCACUGAACUUGACCCAGUGGCUUAUGGUACUGAAGAUCUCCCUGCCAGUCAUCUUGCUGGACGAGGUGCUCAAGUUCGCUGCCAGAAAUUACCUGGAGCCCUGCAAAGACCUGGACAAGCCCAUAGGCAGGUCCUGCUCACUCAGCACCUGCACAGAGGGCAUCUCCUGGCCCUUCGUAGCUCUCUCACUCCCCCUGGUGCUGUGGAUCUACAGCACCGACACUAACUUGGCCGAGAUGUUCUGGUCUUGACUGAAAUGAGCACACUAUGUGUGUACACGUGCGUCCGUAUGCAUGGUUGUGCGUUUAAAGUGUGCCUCUGCAGCAGUGAAUGUGUACAAGAUGAAAUUAACACACGCAUAACAGUAACAUAGAAAUAGCCAUUUUUAACUAUUUUUGGUGAGGAAUAAGCAGAUUACGCAGAUCUGAAGUCUUUGAGUAUUAGUGACCGUUAAUGUUCCUAGAUCAUUUGGGGCAUUCCCGCAGGUUUUUUUUUUUGUCACGUUUUCUUUUAAACUAAUCAUUUUGUCUCAAUUAUAUCUCAUUUCAAACCAGUAUGAAUAAUGUUCAUUCCACAUUGUGCCCCGCCGUAUCAUGUGUUCAUUGUGUACAAACACUAUUUUAUGCAAUUGUUUGUGUUUUUGUUUCUGCUUCCAUUUUUUUGUAACCGAGUGAAGUAGGGUAGAGUGGAAAGAGAGAGAGAGA